GUGAUGCCCCAGCAUGGUCUCCAGUUCCUAGAGCUCCCUCCAGUCCCAGCCCUUAUUGCAAGUACAUUCCUCUACCAUGAGUGUGGAGCACCCCAAAACAACCGACCCACAUGUAUCUUGAGGUGACAGACUGGCUCUGAACAAGUUAGGAGGGUAACUAAUGGUCACUGCUGGCAUGUUGCCUGUCCCUGAAGUAAUCUCUCCAUAAUGUACUUGAGGAGAGGAUUGGUAAUUUUACCCCAAAUGAGAAGCUCCCUCCCCUUCUGUUUUCAGCAAUAUCAAACAACCCCUUCAAAGAACAAGUUGAAAUCAUCGCAGAAGGAUAAAGUUCGUCAGUUUAUGAUCUUCACACAAUCUAGUGAAAAAACAGCUGUGAGUUGUCUGUCUCAAAAUGACUGGAAGUUAGAUGUUGCAACAGACAAUUUUUUUCAAAAUCCUGAACUUUAUAUACGAGAAAGUGUUAAAGGAUCACUAGACAGAAAGAAGUUAGAACAGCUAUACAAUAGAUACAAAGAUCCUCAAGAUGAAAAUAAAAUUGGUAUAGAUGGUAUACAGCAAUUUUGUGAUGACCUGGCACUUGACCCAGCCAGUAUUAGUGUACUAAUCAUUGCUUGGAAGUUCAGAGCAGCAACACAGUGUGAAUUCUCAAAGCAGGAGUUCAUGGAUGGCAUGACAGAAUUAGGAUGUGACAGCAUAGAAAAGCUAAAGGCCCAGAUACCCAAGAUGGAACAAGAAUUGAAAGAGCCAGGACGAUUUAAGGAUUUUUACCAGUUUACUUUCAAUUUUGCAAAGAAUCCAGGACAAAAAGGAUUAGAUCUAGAAAUGGCCAUUGCCUACUGGAAUUUAGUACUUAAUGGGAGAUUUAAAUUCCUAGACCUGUGGAACAAAUUUUUGUUGGAACAUCAUAAACGAUCAAUACCUAAAGAUACCUGGAAUCUUCUUUUAGACUUCAGUACAAUGAUAGCAGAUGACAUGUCUAAUUAUGAUGAAGAAGGAGCAUGGCCUGUUCUUAUUGAUGACUUUGUGGAAUUUGCACGCCCUCAGAUUGCUGGGACAAGAAGUACAACAGUGUAGCACUGAAGGAACCCUCUAGAGUGUACAUAGUCUGUACAAUAAACACAACGGAAAAUUGCACAGUCAAUUUCUGCUGGCUGGACUGAACUGAAGACCAAUCCUCACACUAAGGGCUGAGGGUUGAGACACAACAUUAAGGAUACAUCUUGGACCAUAGCAUAUUUCCUUCUUCUAAUGGUGGUUUGGGCUUGUCUCCUAGUCUGGGCCGCUCUUGCCAGUUAUAAUUCCAACGUGGUGGAUUUCAUCUUAUCUCUGUGGACCAUCCUAGUUUAUUCUCCCCUAAGUCUUAGGAGCUUCAUGGUGAUUAUUUUGAGGUUUCCAUUGUUGCAUAAAGCACAAUGCUGUCUUCAUCAGAAAACUGUUUGGCAUAAGAAUUAAACAGAUCAACAUCACAAACACUUUAUAAAAACUCCUUAAAUAUAAUGCUUUGGGCUAGUUGCAAAGACUAUGCUGAUAGCACUUCCUAAGAGAAUGAUAUGUGUAAGUGUACUCAAUCUGAGAUGGUGUUUUUUUUUCCUGGCAAAUCAUAUGUAUCAUCCACGUUAGUUGAUUAUCUGAUGAAAACAAAUGUAGAAAACAACAUAAGAAAAUUAUUAGAAUAACUAGGUGCCUACCUGUAAAAGAUUUGUUGUACUUCAACCCCCUAAUUUUCAAAACAGUUGAAGAGGUACCACAGAGCUAUUCUGCACUUAAUACCAUGUGUAUGCAUAGUUGGUCUGCAAGAGAGCUGUGUUGAGAAAAGCAGUCCGUAUAAUGUAGGCCUUUAUUGCUGUCUACAUUAUGCAUUAUAUGAUUGGAUUUCAUUGCAAUUUUGAAAUGCUUAUCUGCCUGUCUAAUAAGUUAAAAUAUUGAAUUUGUGUUUUGGAUGUUUUAGAUUUCUACACAAUACAGUAUCCUAAAUUUAGGCACGAGUUUGUCUGUCAUCAAGCUUUUAGCUCAGCAAAGAGAUUUCCCCUUAUUUAUACAAGAAGGUGGUGAGUCUACUUUGAAUCUAAUUUUGGGGAGUGGUUGUGAUGAGCCGCUAAGUUCAGUCUUCACAACAUACAGGUACUGCUGCUUCAGAAAAAGUCCAUUUUGAUCACUUCUCAUUUUGUCAAACUUUGCUUUAAUGACAAAUCACCACAGUUGCCAAAUACUGAUUUCAGAAGGAAAACGCUUUCAAGCAAGCACAGAUUAGAGACAAAUUACCACACUAGCUUCUUUUGUUUCUUUAAAUUAUUUUGUUUGUUCCACUACUACUUUUAUUUGCCACAACUAAAUUAGGACUGUUUUCACAUCAAAGCAGAGUUUUAGCUUAUUUGUUUUCACAUUACAAGACCCCUUACUGCUUUCAUGCUGAAAAUGAUCAUUUUGCUUUCAUUCCCUGACUUAUGGCGAAGAGGUUCUUAUUGUCUUCUUAAAAUAAACACUUCCAUAAAGUAAGUUAAGCCUGUCAGACUUUAGAUGUUAAACACCCAUUGUCUUUACUAGGGAUAGGCGUCUGCUGGGUGUACCCGAACUCUCCCUUGGCAAGGUCAAAGUGAGUAUUGAAAUGAGCGAGUGGAGAGUGCUUCAGAACAGCAGCACAUUUUUAUGCAGAUGCUGAAAUCAUUUUAGGAAAAAAUGAAAUAUUAAACUGUGUAUUUUUAAUUGUAUGCUUGGAAGUUGACUAAAAAGGCUUUUCCACAUAGGCAACAAUACUGCUUUUAAAAAUUGUUCAGACACAUCUUUAUUCAAGAAUACAGUCCUACCAACCAAAUGAAAAAGUUAACAUUUCUACUCAAGCUACUGGAAUUGGCCAUUUCGAAAAAAAAAAAAAAAACCCAAAAACCAAACAAAAUUAUUUUUGCUGCUUUCAGUAUUUCCUUUUUCUUUUUUUCUUCUUUUUUUUUGUAAAUAUCAAUAGGAACUUGAAUUAUGAGAACUUUUAAAAGGUCUACGCGUGCUGUUUUGUUCAUUGUCUUAAAGGUUUUUGAGUUUUGGUACCGUUCCGGAUUGACAGAUUAAUUCAAGUGUGCUGUGUUUGGAAAGAAGAUCUCCUUAGCUUUUAUUCCAAUAUCAUUUCUGUCUUUCAUAAAAGUCUGAUAUUGGUUAGUGGCCUUGUGCCUUGGUAGCAUAAAGAUUAUUCCAUUUUGAAUGCAAGGUCUUUUCAACAAAAUAGUGUUUGUCAUCAGUUUGGUACUCAACAUUUAUAAUUACUGUGUAAUUAUAAACAAAAAAUACAUAAAGCUUUGAAUAAUUAUGUAGCAUAAAAGUUAAGGCUGUUCACUUUAUGAUGGCAUCUCAGAAUUUAACAAAACUAUUAUUACUAAGGUUGAAAAAAAAUUGAUUUAACGUGGUAUGGUUAUGCUAUGGAGAAAUGCUUGGUUACAGGGAAUAUUUUGUACUGAAAAGUGCUCACACAUGUGGCCAUGUAUUAACUCUUUGUGUGUGCGUGUGUGAAUGUGUGUGCGUUAAAAUUUGGAUUGCUUUAAUUCAUAAGUGCUUCAGUCCUCAGUCUGAUAAUAAACUCCCCAUGAUGAGUCUUUGUUUUUAAA
Monodelphis domestica (gray short-tailed opossum) is the source of this 3590-nucleotide messenger RNA. RefSeq names its product defective in cullin neddylation 1 domain containing 1 (gene DCUN1D1). The record is from RefSeq and is a predicted model, not a curated record. NCBI's taxonomy places the organism in Eukaryota, Metazoa, Chordata, Mammalia, Didelphimorphia, Didelphidae. Gene Ontology annotation, molecular function: ubiquitin-like protein binding; ubiquitin conjugating enzyme binding; cullin family protein binding. Gene Ontology annotation, cellular component: ubiquitin ligase complex. Gene Ontology annotation, biological process: protein neddylation.